AUGGCAACCGCGGGAUCAGCUGUAUCGACUAGAGAGCAGAACUGGGAGGAGUUUAGAGAAACAGUAAAGAAAGUUAAAGGGGAAUUGAUCAACAAAAUUCAGAGCUUAACGGAAGCAUUACAAGGGGUUAAGGAGAUCUAUGAUGAGUACUACAUAAAGUACAACAAUAAACACCCUCUCGCAUCAGAGAUAAUUAGGGAGGCGCAGAAUGACUUAAUGCCAAUGUUGGUUAAAUUGAAAGAAGAACUUCGGAAGGCGGUAUCUGAAGACGUAACCAUUGUGUUUGUGGGACGUACAAGCAGUGGAAAAUCAUCCUUGAUAAACGCCUUACUUCGAGACGAUCGUCUUCCCACUGGACCUUGUACAACAACGAUGUGCACCUUUGAAGUUCGUCCUACGCCUGAUGUUCUGUGGAACGUUAUUGACACAGGUACUGGAACCAUACUCUCCAAAAUAAAAGACAAAGAAGAAGUAAAGAAAUUUUUAGAUGCACUGGUUGACGAGAAAACUGAGAAAGAGAGGGAGAAGCAAAAUAUAAACUGUGAAAGUGUCAUACGAGUAAAUUGGCCCCGUAACCUCUGCAGUCUACCAGAAGACAUUGUCUUGGUAGAUACACCCGGUUUAGGAGAGACUAACAAGUGGGAUCAAGCCGUCGCUAACUCCUGCAAGAAGGCAGAUCUAAUGGUGGCUGUGAUGGAUUUCAUGUCACCUUCCAUUCAGGAUGUUGUAGGUGUGCUAAACGAGAGGCAGUUCCAGUUCAAGUUUGGCGUCUUUACUAAAUGGGAUGAAGUCACUAAAAAAAUGAGUGAGACGAAGCGGCAACAAGCAAGAAAAAAUUACAAAGAGAGAUUUGAACAGUCGGUGAAAGAUAAGCAAGAAGUUUAUUUCGUUGAAGCAGAGAAUACCACACUAGCCACGGAGACGGCAGAAAGAAAUACUGGAAGAGAGGAGUUUCUAAGGUUUGAGAGGGAUCUGGCUGAGCGAGCAAAAUCUGUUAAAGCAGGAAAAGGUGUUGUUCUCAUAGAGCUAGCUGAACAUAUCGCUUCCAAAUUCGUCAAAGGCUCCGAAAACUUUACUCACAUCAUCGAUUAUAGGAAGAGAACGACCAAAGACCGUCUAGAAAGCUUACAGAAGGAAAUCAGCAUUAUGGAAGAAGAUCUCGAAUCCCUCGAUACAGUGCGCCAGGAAGUGAGAGGACUUGAUGAACUGAUAUGUAACGAUCUCUCUAACAAUGAGAUUGAUUGGUUGAAACAAAAACUUGGGGAUUGUAACAGCCAGGAAACAGAUAGUCAGAUCAAGGUAAUUGAAGAACAUUUACAGGAAAAAACUCGAAAGGUAGAGGCCAAGUUUCAGAAUUGGAAGGAUGCCCUGCGAUAUAAUUAUGGAUGUUCAGAAUAUAAGGUACCAUCCUAUAGAGCUGAACAGUCUGAAGACGGCGGCUACGCCGAACAGACAUACAACUGGCGGGAGUAUGGGUUGAAUUUUUUAAAUGCCGCAUGUGCUAUCGGAAUGAUGAUAGACCAACGGAGUAAAGGAGCACCAAUUGCUUCUGGUAAGUAA
Messenger RNA from Pocillopora verrucosa, 1560 nucleotides. The record is from RefSeq and is a predicted model, not a curated record. NCBI's taxonomy places the organism in Eukaryota, Metazoa, Cnidaria, Anthozoa, Scleractinia, Pocilloporidae.